AUGGAGGAGCGGCAAGCCUGGCAGCCGUCGUUUUUUUGCCUGCUGUUCUCAUGGGCCCUGUAUUACCAUUUCUCCACCACUGAAAUGCCUCCCGGGAUUUGCCAGCCUCUGAAGAUCAGGAUCCUCCACAUUUUGGGCAUCAUGACUUAUUCUCUGGGCAACAUUUUGUGGAAAAUGGGUCUCUGCAGUCAGUUUGCCGUCCUGCGGCUCCUUGUAGAUGGAUUCCCGUCAAAGCGAGACCCGAGGGUCUCCAUCAAGAACGCAUACUUUGACGAUGUGCCGGUGCGGAUCUACCGACCGAAAAUCCCCUCUCCCGAAAAAAGGAAAGGAGUCCUCUUAUUUCAUGGCGGAGGUGGCACAUUUGGAAGUAUCGAUGCCUACGAAAGGGUGUGCUCUUAUAUAGUCCGAGAAAGCGAUGUGGUGGUUGUGUCCAUUGGGUAUCGCCUGGCUCCUGAAUACCUCUUUCCCAUGCAAUUUGAGGACUGCACCACUGCCACCAAAUACUUCAUGAGGAACGCAGAAGACUAUGGGGUCGAUCCUGCUCUUAUUGUGCUCAGCGGCGACUCCAUUGGAGGAACCAUCACGGCGUCCAUAGCCCAAGAACUGACCAAGAGAAAGGACCUACCCAAACCACGCGCUCAGAUCUUGGUUGGCCCUUUCCUCCAGGGCCUGGAUUUCAAUUUGCUUUCUUACCAACAAAACCGCUACGUCCCCUUUGUCUCCCAGAGAGACUUCCUACAGAUGCUGUUUCUGUACAUCACCAAAAACUUGACGGCACUGGACUUUGCCUUGGCGGAAACGCACAUCCCCGAGGACAGGAGAAAGAAGUAUCACAAAUGGCUAAACGCGGACUAUGUUCCCAAAGAACUGAAAAUGAGAGGCAACUAUCAAGAAUUUCAGAUAUCCACUUGUCCUAUGGACAAUAUCCACUGCUUAAUGGAAGUUAUAGCAGGAACAACUAUAUCUCCCCUUACAGCCGAAGAUGCCAUCAUUCAGCAGCUUCCGGACACUUUCAUUUUAACCUGCGAAUACGACGUGUUGAGAGACGAUGGCCUUUUGUACAAGAAAAGGUUGGAGGACAACGGGGUCAAAGUCUCCUGGUGCCACCUCAAAGAUGGCUUCCACGGAGUUCUCCUUCUUUUCAAUCGCUUGUUUCUAAAUUUUGCUUUCAGCCAACGAGGAAUCGACAGCAUAGUCAGUUACAUCAAGAGCUUAUAG
Sceloporus undulatus (fence lizard) is the source of this 1218-nucleotide messenger RNA. RefSeq names its product arylacetamide deacetylase-like 4. The record is from RefSeq and is a predicted model, not a curated record. Gene Ontology annotation, molecular function: carboxylic ester hydrolase activity. The transcript has 5 exons. The coding region runs from base 1 to 1218 and encodes 405 amino acids. Lineage: Eukaryota; Metazoa; Chordata; Lepidosauria; Squamata; Phrynosomatidae. Gene Ontology annotation, cellular component: membrane.